ACAUGCACGUGUUCAUAGUGUAUUGUGUGAUAGAUACAUGUGAAGGGAGGACGUCUCAUUGUCGUAGUGGUCUAGGAUCACCCUACCAAUGCUUAACAUCAGAGACAAAUCACACUAAGACACCCAUGUCAAAAAGCGUAACGAUAGUAUGCGGUUGACCUGAAGAACAAUUGGACAGAUGGCAAGUAACGGCAAGUGUGAGGCUGAGGCAGAUGUAAAAGACAGCGAGAAGGACGGCGGUUACCUGACCUACCUGACCAGUCGUCCUUUACUUAUCAUCGGAUUAUGUCUGGUAUUCGUUAUCAUUUAUACCAUAGCACUGACCGUAGGGAUGGUACUAGCCAUACGGAACAACAACAACAGUCACGUGGACACCUCUGGAGAAAUGACUGGUGGUCAAGGUGCUGUAGUCUGUGACCACGAGACCUGUUCAGAGAUUGGCAGAGACAUUUUUAAGAAAGGAGGGUCAGCCGUGGAUGCCGCUAUAGCGACUUUACUCUGUGCCGGCCUCAUGUCACCCCACAGUAUGGGCAUAGGAGGAGGGAAUUUUAUGGUCAUAUAUGACGCUGAGACCAAAAAGACACUUACCAUUAAUGCCAGAGAGACAGCGCCAAGUGGACUUUCCUUAGAGCUAAACACACAGACGGGGCCAAGGCAGAAGGCCUUGUCGAUCGGAGUACCGGGAGAGGUCAUGGGUUACUGGGAGGCGCACAGGAGGUAUGGACGACUCCCAUGGAAGGACCUAUUUCGCCCUGCUAUAGACUUAGCCGAGAAUGGACAUUACCUGGCAUAUACACCGAGAUUAUGUUUUGAACAUUUACUUCGUGAGAACGUUGAUUUGUCUCAGGACAAGGAAUUUUGUAAAGUCUAUUGUGAUGACACCGGUAAGAUAGCACCAGAGGGAGCCUUAAUCAAACGGCCCCGCCUGGCGCAAACCCUGAAAGGGAUAGCUGACAACGGACCGGCUUACAUACAUGAAGGCCCGGUAGCGGAUGUCAUUGCUCGUGAAAUACAGUCAAAAGGCGGUGUAAUUACCAAGAAAGACCUUGCAGAAUAUGCCCCUGUUGUGGAUGAAGGCAUUUCUAUAGAUCUCGGUGACGUCAAAUUACUUACAAUGGGCGCACCCAGUGGAGGACCCAUUCUCGGUUUGAUUCUCAACAUACUGCAAGGUUUAAAAUUAUCAGCUGAAUCAUUAUCUUCAACUGAACAAUACACAAAAACAUUACAUAUAGUAAUAGAGGCUGUCAAAUUAGCCUUUGGGGAACGAUGGCAGUUAGGAGACCCAGCUUUUGUACCGAAAAUGAAAGAGGUUGUCGAUAAAAUGACGUCUGAAGCGUUUGCUGAUGAACUGAGAAGCAAGCUAGACCAACACGAAACUCAUGAAUCGUCCUAUUAUACAAACACAUCAUUCCAAGCGUAUGACCAUGGUACUGCGCAUGUGUCUGUGCUAGCGCCGGACGGAAGUGCUGUAGCUGUCACGAGCAGCAUUGAUUAUUUUUAUGGGUCGACAAUCAUGUCUGAAUCUACUGGAAUCAUUUGGAACAACGAAAUGACAGAUUUCUCAAAGGAUAACCCACGGAACCAGGUCCAACCGGGGAAACGCCCACUCUCCUCCAUGGUACCAUCAAUAUUUGUGGACAAGUCAGGUCUCGUGAGACUCGUCAUAGGAGGAGCUGGUGGUAUGUCGAUUACACCAGUUGUAGCCGAGGUUUCUGCACAUGUACUGUUUUUGGGUGACACUCUUGGAAAAGCCAUGCGACGUAAACGAUUCUAUCAUCAGCUUGAAAAAAACGUUUUGGUGUAUGAGAAAGGAUUUCCACAGGACAUCCUUCAGUCUCUAUCUACGGAGUUUGGACACGAGGUAGCACAAUAUCCAGGAUACAUGGCUGUUUUGCAAGCAAUCGAACGACAUCCUGUCACAGGGGAAAUAACCGGAUUCCCAGACGAACGAAAAAUUUAUUUCUAGAUCUAUUUAUGUUUUUUAUGUAUAAUGACACACAUAUUAAACAUAUCUCUCGUUCCGUUUAUGUUCUCUGAAAAUAAUAUUUGCGAAAUAUUUAUAAUUGUGAAUGAAUCUUCUGACUAAUUCACGCGAAAAUGCAUUGCUCACAAAAAUAAAGUGAUUUAUAUUACAGUAGUAUGAAUAUGGCACUAUGAUAACUGCUAGAAGCAUAUUAUCACAUGUACCUUCAUCGCCGUUCCAAAGAGAUUUGUCCUGAAAUUGUAUAAGAUGUUGUUUAUAAAAGAUAUUACAUGUAACUCAUUUGAAAAAUGAAGAAGAAUAAACUCAUGGCAUUAUGAAAUAGUAUAUUAUACUUAUUAAGUAUUGGCAUAACUGGUAAAUCUAACAUUCUCACAAGUACAUGUAUAAUGGCAUCUACCUACAUUGUGAUGAUAAUAGUCACCGCGGUUACUUUACAACGACAACCUAUAGCACAUACCGACAUUUUAUCAAUCAUUGCCACUUCACAACCGAACAUUGCAUAUUAUAGGAUUUUGUAGCAAGGCAAUAAUAGUCACCAGACCACCAAACUCCACCGACGACAACUUUACAAAAGAUGCAUGAAUACAUUUAUUUAACUUAUUAAAAAACUAUGAAGGUUAUUUAUGCCUUGAAAAACUGUUCUAAAUCAAAUGUCAAUUUUGAAGACCAGAUUGGUUACAAUAAGAGAAAUAGUCAGCAUACGUACAAACUAUAACAAAAGAUAUACAUAAGUGUCACCAUAGAUUCAAAUAUAUCAUAAGAUAUACAAAAGUGUCACCAUAGAUACAAACUAUAACAAAAGAUAUAACUAAGUGUCACCAUAGAUUCAAAUAUAUC
Molecule: messenger RNA, 2821 nt
Organism: Mizuhopecten yessoensis (Yesso scallop)
Lineage: Eukaryota; Metazoa; Mollusca; Bivalvia; Pectinida; Pectinidae
Product: gamma-glutamyltranspeptidase 1-like
Exons: 14
Coding region: 179-1966 (595 amino acids)
Biological process (GO): glutathione catabolic process
Cellular component (GO): plasma membrane
Molecular function (GO): glutathione gamma-glutamate hydrolase
Source: RefSeq, a predicted model, not a curated record